Molecule: messenger RNA, 954 nt
Organism: [Torrubiella] hemipterigena
Lineage: Eukaryota; Fungi; Ascomycota; Sordariomycetes; Hypocreales; Clavicipitaceae
Source: the annotation of a GenBank genome assembly
AUGGACUGGAAUAACGAUUCGAACAUAUCCGGAUAUAUUUCUGUCAAAGCAGCAAAUCUCCAUCUCUCCGCCCAUGGCCCCAGACGAGCACCAGGUGAUCCUAUUGUUAUUUGUGAAGCCGGUCAUGGAGCUAGUGGCGCCUACUGGUUAGGCGUACAAAAGCGAGCAUCGGAAUUCGUUCGUGUCUAUACAUAUGACCGUGCUGGAUACGGUCGCAGCACUCCUGGACAGGGUCCUCGUUCCGCAUCUGUUUUAGCGGACGAGCUUUCAACAUUGCUCGACCGAGCUGGCGUCCCAGGCCCUUAUUUGAUUCUUUGUCAUUCCUGGGGCGGCGUCAUUGCCCGAGAGUUCCUGGCUAGCAGAAAUUCAGAGGUUUCUGGCAUAAUUUUCGUGGACAUAAUUACCGAGCGCAUGUUUGACGGCGCUGUACCACCGCUUCCCGAAUAUCUCGUCGUUGGAGGCGAGUUUGAUUCGCACCAAACCAUUGGAACAGACAAGAACCACAAAUUGGAGGCUGAGGAUUGGCAGCAAGUUUUAGAUGUUGGUUCUCAUACAGGUGCUACUUGGGCUCUAGAAAAGGAAUCUCUGAAGCAAAGUGCUGCAGAGUUGGCGGCAAAGAAUCAGAUAUCCACGCAGGCUAUGGGUUCGCGACCAGUCGUCGUAAUAAAAGGCAAUGCCACAAAGGACAUACGGCUCAUCACUGAAGCCGGAAUGGCCGCUGGAAAUGGUACGAAAGAUCAGCAAAACGCCUUACUCCAAUGGAUGAAGAACAGCGAAGCCACAAGAGAGGCGCAUCAGCGUGAGCUCCUGAAGCUGUCUUCGUGCAGUCGAUUCGUGGUAGCCGAGAAGAGCGGACACAGUGUCCAACUAACAGAGCCGGAUUUGGUUGUUGCAGAGAUCAAAUGGAUGUUGUCCCAAAUUGCUGGGCAAUCUAAUCUCACGCCAAGCCAAUAA